CAGUUGGGAAAGUGCGCUUUUCGCCUUGUUCCUAAAACAUGCCUCAAGACUGUCAUCGCGAUUGUUAGGAGAGCUAUCAACGUCUAGGGGCUAUAAAGGAAUUUCUGAACCCUCGGCCCUUCCCAAACCCCCAGGUUCCUAAAACCCUAGUGGGGGUCUCUUGGGGCUGGGAUUCAGGCUGGCACCGCUGGGAGGACCUCGCCUAGCAUCCCUUUAUUAAUAUUUCACGAAGGCAGGCUCCUGCCUCCUCUGGAGCCUCUUUUCUCAGAAUGUUCCCAAACUCUGGCUAACUCACUCCCCUGUGAGCCAACCUAGGGCUCUGUGGCCCGGGAAGAGACGCGUCAACUCCGCGGGUCUGCGCGCAGUCCUUAGCCGCAAAGUGCUGCAAGUGACCCCCCUGACGGCCCUUUCCGACCGAAGAGCUCGGGAACCAAAGAGAAAAAAAAUAACUUUAUUUUCAAAAGAACAAGUCAUCACUGCGGCGAUACUGUGGCGGAGGACUUUGGCGAUGGGGUGGGGGCUAUUUCUCUUUCCUUUUUGGUAAACAAAUCAGAGGAAACUUCUGCCCGGCCGUGGGUUUCCAUCCCCCACCUGCCCCACCCCCUGCAAACGCCACUGAUUAACUUAAAACAAACUCGGCUCCGUGUUUGUGCGCCGUUGGGUAGCAGGAGGUAGAGCCUAGGCGAGAGCCUGGUGCGCCCACGGGUUUCGCCGAAGAGUGCCCGGGGGAGUGCGGGCAGGGUCCCGGCUGCGCAGACCUGCGGGUGCCCGCCCACCCGCGCCCCGCGCUCCCAUACUUGACCUGUGUGGAUGUGGAGUCUCCGGGAAAUACCGGAUCAGGCACUUCCUGGGGUCUCCUGGUCACUGCCCUUCCUGUGCAUAGUUUGUCAUCUUUUAGCUGCGAAGACGCCUUCGUGGGUCUGCGUCCGGAGCAAGGCGGUUACCCGAUCCCGGCAUGUCUCAAUUUAAAAUGGUGAAUUACUCCUAUGAUGAAGAUCUGGAAGAGCUUUGUCCCGUGUGUGGAGAUAAAGUGUCUGGGUACCAUUAUGGGCUCCUCACCUGUGAAAGCUGCAAGGGAUUUUUUAAGCGAACAGUCCAAAAUAAUAAAAGGUACACAUGUAUAGAAAACCAGAACUGCCAAAUUGACAAAACACAGAGAAAGCGUUGUCCUUACUGUCGUUUUCAAAAAUGUCUAAGUGUUGGAAUGAAGCUAGAAGCUGUAAGGGCCGACCGAAUGCGUGGAGGAAGGAAUAAGUUUGGGCCAAUGUACAAGAGAGACAGGGCCCUGAAGCAACAGAAAAAAGCCCUCAUCCGAGCCAAUGGACUUAAGCUAGAAGCCAUGUCUCAGGUGAUCCAAGCUAUGCCCUCUGACCUGACCAUUUCCUCUGCAAUUCAAAACAUCCACUCUGCCUCCAAAGGCCUACCUCUGAACCAUGCUGCCUUGCCUCCUACAGACUAUGACAGAAGUCCCUUUGUAACAUCCCCCAUUAGCAUGACAAUGCCCCCUCAUGGCAGCCUGCAAGGUUACCAAACAUAUGGCCACUUUCCUAGCCGGGCCAUCAAGUCUGAGUACCCAGACCCCUAUACCAGCUCACCCGAGUCCAUAAUGGGCUAUUCAUAUAUGGAUAGUUACCAGACGAGCUCUCCAGCAAGCAUCCCACAUCUGAUACUGGAACUUUUGAAGUGUGAGCCAGAUGAGCCUCAAGUCCAGGCUAAAAUCAUGGCCUAUUUGCAGCAAGAGCAGGCUAACCGAAGCAAGCACGAAAAGCUGAGCACCUUUGGGCUUAUGUGCAAAAUGGCAGAUCAAACUCUCUUCUCCAUUGUCGAGUGGGCCAGGAGUAGUAUCUUCUUCAGAGAACUUAAGGUUGAUGACCAAAUGAAGCUGCUUCAGAACUGCUGGAGUGAGCUCUUAAUCCUCGACCACAUUUACCGACAAGUGGUACAUGGAAAGGAAGGAUCCAUCUUCCUGGUUACUGGGCAACAAGUGGACUAUUCCAUAAUAGCAUCACAAGCCGGAGCCACCCUCAACAACCUCAUGAGUCAUGCACAGGAGUUAGUGGCAAAACUUCGUUCUCUCCAGUUUGAUCAACGAGAGUUCGUAUGUCUGAAAUUCUUGGUGCUCUUUAGUUUAGAUGUCAAAAACCUUGAAAACUUCCAGCUGGUAGAAGGUGUCCAGGAACAAGUCAAUGCCGCCCUGCUGGACUACACAAUGUGUAACUACCCGCAGCAGACAGAGAAAUUUGGACAGCUACUUCUUCGACUACCCGAAAUCCGGGCCAUCAGUAUGCAGGCUGAAGAAUACCUCUACUACAAGCACCUGAAUGGGGAUGUGCCCUAUAAUAACCUUCUCAUUGAAAUGUUGCAUGCCAAAAGAGCAUAAGUUACAACCCCUAGGAGCUCUGCUUUCAAAACAAAAAGAGAUUGGGGGAGUGGGGAGGGGGAAGAAGAACAGGAAGAAAAAAAGUACUCUGAACUGCUCCAAGCAACGCUAAUUAAAAACUUGCUUUAAAGAUAUUGAAUUUAAAAAGGCAUAAUAAUCAAAUACUUAAUAGCAAAUAAAUGAUGUAUCAGGGUAUUCGUAUUGCAAACUGUGAAUCAAAGGCUUCACAGCCCCAGAGGAUUCCAUGUAAAAGACAUUGUAAUGGAGUGGAUUGAACUCACAGAUGGAUACCAACACGGUCAGAAGAAAAACGGACAGAACGGUUCUUGUAUAUUUAAACUGAUCUCCGCUAUGAAGAAAUUUAGGAACUAAUCUUAUUAAUUAGGCUUAUACAGCGGGGGAUUUGAGCUUACAGGAUUCCUCCAUGGUAAAGCUGAACUGAAACAAUUCUCAAGAAUGCAUCAGCUGUACCUACAAUAGCCCCUCCCUCUUCCUUUGAAGGCCCCAGCACCUCUGCCCUGUGGUCACCGAAUCUGUACUAAGGACCUGUGUUCAGCCACACCCAGUAGUAGCUCCACCAAAUCAUGAACAGCCUAAUUUUGAGUGUCUGUGUCUUAGACCUGCAAACAGCUAAUAGGAAAUUCUAUUAAUAUGUUAGCUUGCCAUUUUAAAUAUGUUCUGAGGGUUGUUUUGUCACGUGUUCAUGAUGUUAAGAAAAUGCCGGCAGUAUCCCUCAUCUUAUAUAAGUGUUAAUUAAUAUUAAGGGAAAUGACUACAAACUUUCAAAGCAAAUGCUCCAUAGCUAAAGCAACUUAGACCUUAUUUCUGCUACUGUUGCUGAAAUGUGGCUUUGGCAUUGUUGGAGUUCAUAAAAAAUUUCUGGCAGGAAGUCUUGUUAGUAUACAUCAGUCUUUUUCAUCAUCCAAGUUUGUAGUUCAUUUAAAAAUAAAACAUUAAACACAUUUUGCUAGGAUGUCAAAUAGUCACAGUUCUAAGUAGUUGGAAACAAAAUUGACGCAUGUUAAUCUAUGCAAAGAGAAAGGAAAGGAUGAGGUGAUGUAUUGACUCAAGGUUCAUUCUUGCUGCAAUUGAACAUCCUCAAGAGUUGGGAUGGAAAUGGUGAUUUUUACAUGUGUCCUGGAAAGAUAUUAAAGUAAUUCAAAUCUUCCCCAAAGGGGAAAGGAAGAGAGUGAUACUGACCUUUCUAAGUCAUAGACCAAAGUCUGCUGUAGAACAAAUAUGGGAGGACAAAGAAUCGCAAAUUCUUCAAAUGACUAUUAUCAGUAUUAUUAACAUGCGAUGCCACAGGUAUGAAAGUCUUGCCUUAUUUCACAAUUUUAAAAGGUAGCUGUGCAGAUGUGGAUCAACAUUUGUUUAAAAUAAAGUAUUAAUACUUUAAAGUCAAAUAAGAUAUAGUGUUUACAUUCUUUAGGUCCUGAGGGGCAGGGGGAUCUGUGAUAUAACAAAAUAGCAAAAGCGGUAAUUUCCUUAAUGUUAUUUUUCUCAUUGGUAAUUAUUUUUAACAGUACUUAAUUAUUCUAUGUCGUGAGACACUAAAAUCAAAAACGGGAAUCUCAUUUAGACUUUAAUUUUUUUGAGAUUAUCGGCGGCACAAUCACUUUGUAGAAACUGUAAAAAAUAAAAGUAUCUCCUAGUCGCUUAAUUUUUUCAUAAAUGUUUCUGGCUUUUGAGUAGUGUAUUUAUAUUGUAUAUCAUACUUUCAACUGUAGACAAUUAUGAUGCUAAUUUAUUGUUUCUUGGUUUCACCUUUGUAUAAGAUAUAGCCAAGACUGAAGAAACCAAAUAUAUGUGUUUACUGUAGCAUGUCUUCAAGUUAGUGGAACUUAGUUCAGGGACACAGAAGAGUCUUAAUGAAUUAAAAUCAUUCACUUGAUUAAAUGUCUGUAAAUCUUCAUCAUUCCUACUGUAGUUUAUUUAAUAUCUAUUGUAAAUUAUGUGACUUGUAGCUUCCUCUGGUUUUCAAGUAAACUUAACAAGGUGGAGUCUUACCUGGUUUUCCUUUCCAAGCAUUGUAAAUUGUAUACCAAAGAUAUUAGUUAUUACUUCUGUGUGUACAAAGAGGAUUAUUUUAUUAUGUUUAUUAAUCACCUCUACUACUCAUCCACAUGAAGGGUACACAUUAGGUAAGCUGGGCGUUGACUCAUGCGCAGUCUCAGUCACCCGUGUUAUCUUCAUGGCUCAAAGGACAAUGCAAAAUCGCUGAUCAGAGCUCAUACCCAAAGCAUUACAGAGAACAGCAGCAUCAUUGCCCUCCCCAGCUGAAAAACAAGUUGGCUAGAAGAUACAUGGAGAGGAAUGGUGUUGUCAACAGUUAAUGAAACGGUUCUAUCAUGCAUGUGUAAUGUGGAUGGAGACAAUUAUAAGAUUUGACUAUAACUAUUUGGAGGGUCUUUAACAUUGCCAAAAAAACAAAUAUGUUGAUUUUUAUUUUAUUUUAUUUUUUAUUUUAAGAGGCAGGAUCUUGAUCUCACAUGUUGCCCAGGCUGGCCUUGAACUCCUGGGCUCAAGCAUUCCUCCCGCCUCAGCCUCCCCGGUAGCUGGGACUAGGGGUGCAUGCCAGCAUACCUGGCUACGUUGACUCUUAAAAUCUAUGUUCUCUUAUUUUAAAGAUACAGUACUCCCCACUGAAAAUUAAACCUAAAAAAUGUCACAUAUUGGUAUGUUGUUAACCUGGUAGAUUAAAUCAUGAGAAUGAUUAGAAAGACGGGCAACACAGCGGGUUACAUCCACACUGCUGAUCACACCAACGACAGGAGCUGAUAAGCAAGAAAGCAUCACAGCCAGCGUCUGUUCACCCAAGGUUGACCAGUGAAGUUUCUCUAAUGUUGAUUGUUAGCCGAUUUGUAACCUGGCAUUUACUUAGCAACUGCCUUAUCAAUUACAGGAUUUACCGGUAAAAGCAGACUCAAAUAUAAAGGUUUUGGCUUAACUUGGUUUAUUAUAGUUGCUCUAUGUUUGUAAACAGACAAUCUCUAAUGUCUGAUUAUUUGUAUCACAGAUCUGCAGCUGCCUUGGACUUGAAUCCAUGCAAUGUUUAGAGUGUAAAGUCAGUUACUUGUUGAUGUUUUCUUACUGUAUCAAUGAAAUACAUAUUGUCAUGUCAGUUCUUGCCAGGAACUUCUCAACAAAAUGGAAUUUUUUUUUCAGUAUUUCAAUAAAUAUUGAUAUGCCCAGCCUGAUAAUUUUUAAAA
Pan troglodytes (chimpanzee) is the source of this 5592-nucleotide messenger RNA. It is a transcript of the gene NR5A2, whose product is annotated as nuclear receptor subfamily 5 group A member 2. The record is from RefSeq and is a predicted model, not a curated record. Bases 956 to 2380 code for a protein of 474 amino acids. Gene Ontology annotation, molecular function: nuclear receptor activity; zinc ion binding; RNA polymerase II cis-regulatory region sequence-specific DNA binding. The transcript is spliced from 7 exons. Gene Ontology annotation, cellular component: RNA polymerase II transcription regulator complex. Lineage: Eukaryota; Metazoa; Chordata; Mammalia; Primates; Hominidae. Gene Ontology annotation, biological process: hormone-mediated signaling pathway; tissue development; regulation of transcription by RNA polymerase II.